Messenger RNA from Peromyscus leucopus (white-footed mouse), 1848 nucleotides. RefSeq lists its product as uncharacterized. Bases 1 to 1077 code for a protein of 358 amino acids. Lineage: Eukaryota; Metazoa; Chordata; Mammalia; Rodentia; Cricetidae. The transcript has 5 exons. The record is from RefSeq and is a predicted model, not a curated record.
AUGUGUCCUAGGGUCAUUAUUUAUAAUGGGCAGCAACAAAAAGCAGUAACAAAGCUGGCGCACAGCAACGGGCAGUGUAAAAUUUUAAUUGAGAGGCAUUUUCUGGAUUUUGAUUUUAAAUGUCCUGUUGUUAAAAAGGAAAGCAGCUUUCCAGAAGAUGAGCAUUAUGACAGAAAGUUCUCCCUCAGAGCUGCCUCUGAGUGUCAGAUUGUCCACAAAGAGCAAAUGGAUACUAAUAAUGUCCCUCGUUAUGUCUCGUCUUCACCCAUUCCUAAGGCUCUUUGGCAAAGUUAUCUCCGAGCAUCACACGGUCAAAGAAUCGCUAACGUGUGGGGCAGAAGAAGAGCAGGAAGCUGUGUUACUGGGAUGGAGGAGCGGGUGGAAGCUGGGUCCCUGGGGGUGUCCCCUAGAAGGAGACACUGGGACUCUGUCCCAUCUUCUCUCUGCUCCCCAAGCUGCCGUGAGCAUGUUCCUGGGGUUGCUGGCGGACGCGGGGGUGGGUGGAGACGAUCACGAUUGAGGAGGAGCACACAGGCGCACUCACCGCCUUCCUCCUUCCCUUCCUCUUCCUCCCACCCCGCCCCCGGGGGGCGGUACCCUGGUCCCUGGGGGAGGUCUGCACCCCCGGAGAGUGGCGGCCCAGAAGGAGGGCUGGGGUUGGGGCGGCUGCGGUGGGUGGCGGACUCCGCGGGCCCCUCCCCCGAGCUCCUUUACUGCCUCCUCCUGCUCCCCGCCCCUCCUCCUCUCCAUCCUCCCCAUCCUCCUCCUGGUACCCGGCAGCCGCGGCUAGGGGAGCAGCCGGCGGCACCGGGGCCGCUCAGCCUUUGUCUCCGGCCGCGGGGAGCGCCGGGCCCAGCGCAGCAGGCCACGCGGGGACGGCGGAGGCUGCGAGGACUGGCAGUCAUGGAAAAACGGGAGAGGAGCCGGCCCAGCGUCAUCGCCGCCACUGUCACCAACCAUCACCAUCACCACCACCAUCACUGGCCGUCGCCCAUCCCACUACCCCGCCUCAUCCCCCAUCUCAUCUCCCCGCGCACACUGCCAACUUUGUCAGACCAUUUCCUUUGCAUCGGGUAAUACUUGGACAGACCGAUCGCGAGUGAGCGCAGCUGCUGUGGGAUGGUUCAUCUAACAGGCCACUGGGCUGCCUCGGUUUUCCCCGUCAGGGAAAGGGGCCUGCGAUGCCGCCUUGGCGGCAUAGCCACUAAGGUGGCUCGAUAUCUGGCUGUUUAAUCCUGGUGCUAGAAGGGACAGAGAGCUAUGUCUCACUUGUUAAGGAUGAAAGUGACAUCGUAAUAGUCAUGCCUUCAUCAAACCAGAGAUUUGAGGUUUAAGACUUUAUCUCUUAUCUUUUAAGUGUCAAAGUAUGAGUAUUAAUAGCAAAGGAAAACUUAAAGAGAUGAAACUUUGAACAAACUAUUCCAAAAAAAAAAAAAAAAAAAAAAAAGCAAAAUCAGGUAGGAAAAUCGCUUCAGCUUGCUAAGGGCAGCAUCCGUCUGGAGUGGACAGCAUCCCUUUAGUGCUUCUUGUCUGGUGAAGCUCAUCAUUUCGGACACAUAGCAUGUACCCCCGGGUGCUUUUCACCCUACCUGAAGAGUGUCUUAAUUACUGGGUUUCAAAACUGCCUUUUUGCCAGCUCAGCACAGAAUGGUGGGAACAAGCAUAUUCCUAGAAUGGGCCUGGGCAUCUGCCUGCUUUUGAAGACACAGUAAGAUCCUAAGUCCAUUCUUUGUUUUCCCUGUUGUUACUGGAAUUUUUGGGGAACUCCACUUGGGUUGCCACAUGUUAUGGGGGCAAUAGGAGUUCCUUUUUAAAUUUUGUUAAUAAAAAAAAUGAAGAAUGACCUCA